ACCAUAUAUUUUUGGUUGCAGAUUUUGCUGAUUCACGAAUGACAGAAUGCGAAAGUGUUUGGUUACAUGAAGGGAAUGAAGCCACUCCUGUUCUUAGCUUUGAUCCUCUUUUCCAAGCAAAAGGGUGUCAUUUUCAGGCAGGACAGAGCAGGAGACAUUGAUUUGAACCACAAUUGUAGCCAUUGUUUUUCUUGUCCUUGAAGAGUGAGUGCAUUGCACCACAUGUCCUCAUAUCCUAUUGGCAACUAGCUAGUUCUCUUUCUGCCUAUAAAAAGAGGGUAACUAGAAGAUUUUGAAGCAAGAUCAAGGUUUCUCAGUAAUACCAUAAAUUCAAGUAAGAUGGCUGUGUCACCAAGCAAACGCUUCCUUCUGGUUGCUUUUCUCUUGCUUUGCUUCCUUUCUAUUAAUGCUACAGCCAGAAUUUUAAGAGAGACUAAGGGUGAAUUAGCUCCAGUUUCGACCGAGAAGAGCCAUGAAAAUCAAUUUAUGCCAAACCAAGGAGGGGAACAAGAUAUUGGUGACUUGGCUACAAUGGACUACACUCCUGCAAAAAAGAAUCCUCCAAUUCAUAAUUAAUUCUUAGCUUUUUUUUAUUUUCAUUUUUGUUAGAAAAAGCACUGGAUGGUGCUUUUUCUGGAAUUCUGGACUUCGAAACUAGGAAGUUCCACACGUGCUAGCUGCAGCGCGCAUAAUCAUAUAUAAAUUUAGAAAUUUAGUUAGAACUUAUAUGUAAAUAGUUUUUGAGCUAAGCGAAUGUUAGGGGGCAUAUUAUUACUGAGAAGAGUUUAUAGAAUUUGUAGACAUAUAUAUGUGCCAGUCACAAAGAAACAGAUGAAUAAUAUAUAUUUAUCCCUAUCAUAUA
Molecule: messenger RNA, 862 nt
Organism: Glycine soja
Lineage: Eukaryota; Viridiplantae; Streptophyta; Magnoliopsida; Fabales; Fabaceae
Exons: 2
Coding region: 340-576 (78 amino acids)
Source: RefSeq, a predicted model, not a curated record